AUGGUGUGGGGUAUCUUCAAAGCUAUUGUGAGGCCUUUCUACAAUGUCGCUGUGACAGUUGCAAACGGAAUCGGUUCAAUUUUCUCGAGCCCACCUCCACCUGUUACAACUACAACCGAAGCGUCGACAACCACAUUGACGACUCCAUUGACUAAAGCGCCUUCAACACUUCCGCCAACUACAACUCUUCCAACUACUACCGAUAUGAAUGAUUCGACUGUCAUUAUUAUUCUGGUUAUACUUGUGCUCAUUAUCGUGGCCAGUGGUUGUGGAAUAUUCUUCUUCAUUCGCUCAAGAAAAAAUAAGCAGACAGUAGCAGCAAAUGGAACGCCAAUGCAAGUUGGAUCGUUUGAUGCGGAGAGUGGAUCAACGUCAGGAACAACUGGAACUUCUGGAACAUCUGGGACAAGUGGAACACGAGGAACAACUGGAACAACUGGAACUAAAGGAAAAAAGAAAAAGAAGAAGGGAAAGAAGACUUCUUCAGGUACUUCUUCGCCAUCAACUAAUUGA
Messenger RNA from Caenorhabditis remanei, 513 nucleotides. RefSeq lists its product as uncharacterized. The coding region runs from base 1 to 513 and encodes 170 amino acids. The record is from RefSeq and is a predicted model, not a curated record. The transcript has 2 exons. Lineage: Eukaryota; Metazoa; Nematoda; Chromadorea; Rhabditida; Rhabditidae.